GAAGGCCUCGAAGGGGAACUUCAGAUUCCAAUAUUGCGAACAUGAACGGUGACUCGUCGGCUGUGAAACGCUUCGCGUUGAAAACGGCUAUUAGGAGGGCUAAUUCGCUUGCUGGAUCGUACAAGAGUUCGAAGUCUUCGUGGGCUUUGUCUCCUGGGAGAGCGGAGUCGCCGGCUAUGUCGGUCGAGAGCAUGGAUAGACCGAUGUCGUUUUCGGGCUUCAAACACCAUCCCACUAGUCCUACUACCAAGGUGAAAGGGGUGGAGAAGUUGCUCAACAUGGGUUUUGAUCUUUUCAAGAGUAAGAAAAGUGGUGGGUUUGGGUCUCUUUCGCCCAUUGGUUUUGGUGUUAGCUCGGAGGUUGUUCAUAAGCUUCGUUUGUUUGAUAAUCGGUUGAUGCAAUGGCGGUUUGCAAAUGCUAGAGCCCAGGUUGUGAAUGGAACCAUUUCUCACAAGGCUGAGAGCAAUUUGACAUGUGUUUGGGAUGCUCUCACAAAGAUACAGCGUUCUGUUCUGAAAAAGAAGAUGCAAUUUGUCAGAGAAAAGCUUGAAAUGAAGGUCGCUUUUGUUCUGUAUUCUCAGAUGAAGCUGUUAGAAUCAUGGGUAGGUAUGGAAAGGCAACACUUACAAGCAAUAACCGCCAUCAAAGAGUGUCUGCAUUCGGUUGUUUGCAGAGUUCCUCUUUUGGAAGGUGCCAAGGUGAACAUGCAAUCAACAUCGAUUGCUCUACGGCAGGCAACUGAUCUCACGGCUCGCAUCAAGUCAAUUUUUACUACUUUAUCAUCUCCCGAGGUUGAUAAGACUAUUGCCACGCUAUCAGAAUUAGCAAAAGUUGUAGCACAAGAGAAACAACUCUUAGAAGAGUUCUAUGAUAUUUUCCAGGCCAUAUAUGUCUUUGAGGUUCAAGAAAGAAGUGUAAAGUGCAAUCUCGUUCAACUAGAAGUCUGGCAGAAAAACAUAUGAACUGCAGCAACCACUACCUCAGAUCUCUAUUUAGAUAAUGGACGUCAAAGAAAUAUACAAGUUUUGAUUGACAAAUUUUGCUAAUAGUGCAAACUGUUUACAUGGUCCAGCACUAUAAUUGUUAUUCUUUAAACCACCAUGCACGAUUAGUUUACAUUAACAGUGUCCUUCACAUCA
Molecule: messenger RNA, 1139 nt
Organism: Vigna umbellata (rice bean)
Lineage: Eukaryota; Viridiplantae; Streptophyta; Magnoliopsida; Fabales; Fabaceae
Source: RefSeq, a predicted model, not a curated record